AUGGGUAAUACAACGAUGUCUCUUUACCGCAACUCCGCGUGGUUUCUGAAAGGAAUGACUGAAUUCACCAGGAGUGCGUUCCUCUCUGCUGCCAAGCACUUUGUGGAAAAGGACCUGGAAGUGUCCAUGGCAGGCAGGGUCUUCAUGAUCACUGGAGCCAACAGUGGCAUAGGGAGAGCUACAGCCAUGGCCAUCGCCAAGAGAGGUGGUACAGUCCACAUGGUGUGCAGGAACAAGGACAAAGCAGAGGAGGCCAGGGCUGACAUUGUCAAGGAGUCAGGAAAUAAAGAAAUAUAUGUCCACAUUCUGGACCUAUCGGAGACACGGAAGGUUUGGGAAUUUGCAGACGCCUUCAAGAGGAAGUACAAAGCCUUGAAUGUACUGAUAAAUAAUGCAGGCUGCAUCAUGAGUGAGAGGGAUGUGAACGCUGAGGGGCUGGAGAAGAGCUUUGCCAGUAACGUCAUGGGUGUGUAUAUCCUGACCAGGGGACUGAUUCCCUUACUGGAGAAGAGUGCAGAGCCCAGAGUGAUCACAGUUUCAUCUGGAGGGAUGCUGGUCCAGAAGCUGAGGACAGGGAACCUGCAAACAGAAAUAGGCCGCUAUGACGGGACCAUGGUCUACGCACAGCACAAGAGGCAACAGGUGGUGAUGACAGAGCAGUGGGCCAAAACCCAUAGCAACAUCCACUUCUCAGUGAUGCAUCCUGGCUGGGUGGACACACCAGCUGUGGCCAAUGCCAUGCCUGACUUCCACCAGUCUAUGAAGGACAGCCUGAGGACCCCGGAGCAGGGGGCUGACACCGUGGUGUGGUUGGCCAUCUCAGAGGCCGCCGCCACCAAGCCCAGCGGAAGCUUCUUCCAGGAUCGGAGGAUGGUGUCGGCCCACCUGCCCCUGGCCUGGACCCACAGUUCCCCGUUGGAGCAGCAGAAGUUCAUGAGUGUGAUGGAGGAUCUGGCCAAGACCUUCCAGCCCCACUAA
Salvelinus namaycush (lake trout) is the source of this 978-nucleotide messenger RNA. RefSeq names its product DHRS-12_like_SDR_c-like domain-containing protein. The record is from RefSeq and is a predicted model, not a curated record. Lineage: Eukaryota; Metazoa; Chordata; Actinopteri; Salmoniformes; Salmonidae. The coding region runs from base 1 to 978 and encodes 325 amino acids. The transcript is spliced from 10 exons.